AAAUGCGGAACAGUGAAAAUUACGAAAUACGUUAUGUGAACUUCACCGUAGCAUUGUUACUUAAAUUUAAAUGUACUAUUUCUGUCACGAUAGUAACAGAAGUUUUCUCAAAAUGUCACAUCGCAACUGAUACUAUAUGUAUUUUUUAUAACGAUGUUACAUAAGAACGAACGUGUAUCAAGUAAAACUAUUGAAAAUUAUUAAUCGUACAUUAAUUGUUAAACUUGAGAAAAAUGUACGAAUUCAUUUGUAUUAAUUAAUCUGAAAAGUAUUUGUAAUACACGUGUAAGGUGACAAGCGUGUACAGUUUUGGUGCACGUACCUUCAUGCUGUGAUUUAAAAGUUUAUAUCAAAUACAAAAAUCAGUAGACAUGGCCGAUGAAAAACUGAAAAAUCAAGUAGAGGAUCAAGAAUUAAAUGACCUAUUAGACAGUGCUUUAAAAGAUUUCACUAAAGACCAAAAUGUAGAUAAAACAGACGACAAAAAGGAAUCUUUAGAAGUCACAACAGAGAAAAACUCUUUUGAAUCGUUAGAAGAUGCUUGGACUGCAGACUUUAUCGAAGAAGCUGCUGAUCAGUUUGAGAAGAAUCUGCAAAAUUUAAUGAAAAACGGAUCGGAUGGUGAAUUGGGUGCUUCUUUUCAAAAAAUGGCACAAACAAUUGCAAGUGUAAUAUCAGAUGAAGGUAACACCGACAAAGAUAGCACCGGUACAGACUUUGAAACUGCUAUUGCUCGAGCAUUAAACGACCUAUCUGCAACAUCCGAAUCAUUACAAAAUGAAGCUGACUUGUCCGAAAUGCUUGGACAAGCAUCUUUGGAUGAUGGACCCGGUGCUAUUCUACCGAUCAUGCAAGGAAUGCUGCAACACUUGUUGUCGAAGGAAAUUCUGUACCCAUCAUUGAAAGAAUUGGUCGAUAAAUAUCCCGAGUGGUUAGAAGGGAAGAAAGCAACAUUGUCAUCUAAUGAUCUACACAAAUUCACUAAGCAAUUGGAAUUAAUGCAACAGGUAUGUACUGAACUAGAAAAGGAAAAAGACGAAGACACCGAAGAACUGAAGAAAAAACGUUUGGAAACUGUAAUAUCGCUUAUGCAAGAAGUGCUAGGGUACGGACAGUUACCCGAAGAGCUUAUAGGAGAACAAACAAUGCCUUUUCAAGUUGAUGCCGAAGGGGAUCCUGUCAUUCCAGCGUUACUUCGUGGCAUGGAUUCACCGCAAAAUUGUCGAUUAAUGUAAACGAAUUUUCAUCAUUAUUUCUCGCGAAAGGAAAAUGGAGAUAUCGAAUGAACAUAUAGCAGGGCUUACAACUUAAUAAUAUUUGAAACAUGUACAUUCUAUUUGUACGUAUAGUCGAUAAGUGGUAAACUAUUUAAUAGGCUUAUUAUUCUUGAUAAUGACAUUAUCAGGAAGGAAUCGUGUCUGUAAAUAAAUAAAAACACGUGUACGUGUGUCUGUAAGUUUUAGAAUUUGUACAUGUAUAUAUAUACAUAUUAUGUAUAUAUAUAUAGAUGUUGAUAUACGUACAAAGUUAAUACGGUGGUAUUACGUUUAAACCCGAAUUUUGUAAUUGUAUGUUUUAACCUGUGGGAAA
This is a messenger RNA of Nomia melanderi (Alkali bee), 1590 nucleotides long. It is a transcript of the gene Pex19, whose product is annotated as peroxisomal biogenesis factor 19. Gene Ontology annotation, cellular component: peroxisomal membrane; peroxisome. The record is from RefSeq and is a predicted model, not a curated record. NCBI's taxonomy places the organism in Eukaryota, Metazoa, Arthropoda, Insecta, Hymenoptera, Halictidae. Gene Ontology annotation, biological process: protein import into peroxisome membrane.